AUGCUCCUGGCGGGCUUGUCUGCUUACCUGGCAUUUUUACCCGAUGUCAUUCCCGCCAAUACCAAUGCGACGAUGUACCAAACCGAUCCGAUACACGCUGACAGAGUGAUCCUUCAAACUGUGGCCGCUUACGCCGUGAUCUUUGGAGCUGUUCGCUGCCACCGACUCGGGAUUGCUUGGAGGGCCCCAUCCCUCGAUCAAUCUUACUAUGAGAAUGUGUUCACGAUGGCGGGUCUCGUAGACCCAGCGAGUGGUAUCCCCGAUCCGGUUCGAGUUUCUUGCUUCCGUCGAUUUGGAAAUCUCAAUGCUGAGCAUGGGAUGGCCCUCAGUGUUUUCACGGCCUUGGUGACGGCGUCUUCUCUCACAGACCCUGUGUCUGGUCUGAUAGCUGCCGUAGCUGCAGCCCACGGACCCUUGCAUUUCGGCGCCACUGAAUCUGCUCAGCGAACCCUGCGCGCCAUUGGCGAUGCAACGAAUGUUCCAGCCUUUAUGGAAAAGGUGAGAGCAGGAAAUGAGAAGUUAUUUGGCUACGGCCAUCGCACUUACAAGGGAAUGGAUCCGCGGGUGAAUCCCAUCCGAAGUAUCUUGAGUGACCUGCGAGACGUAAACCAGCCACUCUUGCAGAUUGCCGAAGCAAUCGAGACUGCCGCAGAGAAGGAUGAAUAUUUCCACAAGCGGGGAUUGUAUCCCAAUGCUGACUUCUAUGGCAAUUUCGUGUUCACUGGCAUUGGAUUCGAGCCGGACAUUAUUCCAGGUGCUAUGCUUGUCCAUCGCAUUAUCGGGACCAUGGCGCAUUGGAGAGAAUACACUGGUAUGAAACAGAUCACUUCCCGUGCAUUUAAGGUCGGUGCCCUUGCAGCUUACAAGAUGCAGUCAAUCGAGGCAAACUAUUCAGGCCCACCCAUCUCUAUACAGGAUAUCGCAUUUAGUAUGUCCUCGCAAGAGUCUCAGUCAACGCUGCCCCAAGACAGUACGGUCGAUGAGUCGACGCCCUUGCUGGCUGAUUCCACCCCUAACCAGCCCUACUCCGUUUUCACGCCUUCGCAGAAACGGCUCAUUAUCUUAACUGCAGCCCUGGCCUCCAGCUUCUCGCCUCUAUCAGCGAACAUCUACUACCCUGCCCUAAACUCGAUCGCCGCCGAUUUACACGUCAGUACCUCCAAAAUCAAUCUCACAAUUACGACCUAUAUGAUAUGUCAAGGUCUCGCCCCGAUGCUGACAGGCUCGUUUGCAGAUCGAGCAGGUCGGCGACCGGCAUACAUCGUUUGCUUUGCAAUAUACAUACUCGGCAACGUUGCACUCGGGAUACAACAUAGCUUCCCGGCACUUCUCAUCUUGCGCGCCGUUCAAAGCUGUGGCAGUAGUGGCACUGUGGCCCUUGCAUCUGCGGUUGCCGCCGAUGUUGUCACCUCUGUCGAAAGAGGUUUGUAUAUGGGGUUUUCGUCAUUGGGAAACAUACUCGCCCCAUCUCUAGGUCCAGUCCUUGGAGGCAUUCUGAGCAAAUAUUUUGGAUGGCAUGCGAUCUUCUGGUUUCUCGCAAUUGCAGCUGGGACAUUCUUUGUGCCCUUGCUGUGUUUCUUUCCUGAAACCUGUCGUGGCGUUGUGGGCAAUGGCUCAGUCUCUCCAGUCGGAUGGAAUCGUUCGCUCCGAAAUUACUUGCAGGAAUCGGCGCCAUGUUCCCCGCCGUCCAAUAUGAGGCGCGUGCAAAUCCCCAAUCCAUGCGCAACUUUGCGUUUGCUUUCCCACCGACCGGUGGGACUGGUACUUUUGGCCAACGGCGUUUUGUUCAGCAGCUACUAUGCAGUGACAACUGCAAUACCCCCACUAUUCAAGCAUACCUACGGUUUGGACGACAUGGAGAUUGGUCUUUGCUUUCUUCCUGCAGGCUUGGGCUCACUUGUCAGUGCGACUAUUAACGGAGUAUUAGUUGACUGGAACUAUCGGCGGGUUUGGCGCACCACUGGUCAAACGAUACACAAGAACCAGAAACUGGACAUCGUUGGAAUUCCCAUCGAGCAAGCAAGGUUGCAGAUUGGGUUGCCAAUGGCUAUACUUGCCUCGGUGUCAAUCUGCAUCUACGGGGUACUGAUACCCAAGCACCCACCUCUUCCUCUGGCAUUGUUCAUGGUGUUCAUCAUCUGCUUUUGUAUAACAGCGGCUUACAAUGUGAUGAACAUCCUCGUGGUUGAUCUUUACUACAAUACGCCAGCCACUGCAAUGGCGGCGAACAACUUGGUCCGAUGCUUCUUGGGUGCUGGUUCCGCAGCUGCAGUGGGCCCUUUAAUCAAGAGAGCCGGUAUAAAGUGGGCAUACAUCCUGGUGGCUGGUGAAUUGGCUGUCGUAGGUCCACUUUUGGUUAUCGUUUACUCCAAGGGGUGGGAAUGGCGCAAAGCGCAAGACAACCCUGAGACGGGACAUCAGCCACAUGAGCCGUGA
This is a messenger RNA of Penicillium olsonii, 2436 nucleotides long. Lineage: Eukaryota; Fungi; Ascomycota; Eurotiomycetes; Eurotiales; Aspergillaceae. The record is from the annotation of a GenBank genome assembly.